Podospora anserina S mat+ is the source of this 942-nucleotide messenger RNA. RefSeq lists its product as uncharacterized. NCBI's taxonomy places the organism in Eukaryota, Fungi, Ascomycota, Sordariomycetes, Sordariales, Podosporaceae. Gene Ontology annotation, biological process: peptidyl-serine phosphorylation. The record is from RefSeq and is a predicted model, not a curated record. Gene Ontology annotation, cellular component: cAMP-dependent protein kinase complex; nucleus. Gene Ontology annotation, molecular function: ATP binding; cAMP-dependent protein kinase activity. The coding region runs from base 1 to 942 and encodes 313 amino acids. The transcript has a single exon.
AUGCCUCUAGGUGAGGCUAUCGGUAACCUCCUCAAGAAGAAGCGGACCAAAGAGGGCAACCAGGACUCUUCAACGCACAGCAACCCCGCGAGCCCUGUGACACCCACCACAGCCAAGAGCCUCGAGCACCCUACCCUGCCGCUUGCGCCUUCGCAACCAGUGGCUGCGUCAUCACAACCUGCUUCCACUGCCACCGCACACCCAGGGCCGGCCGAAGCGUCGGCCGAACCGCCAGUCACCAUGAACACCAACAACCCACACACACAGGGCUUCUCUGCUCCCCAGCAUACACCUUCACCAGGGACCGAGAACCAUCAAAACAUCCCACGCAUCUCGAAUCUCAUACACUACCCACAACAGCAUGAUGGACCGGCUGGUGGGUACCAACAGCAUAUGGGAGCUCCCGCUCCUCAGUACACCACACAUCCACCCAGCACAGGAAUGCCCGGGCAGCAGCAGUUGCCAUUGCCACAGCAACCUCAACAACAACAACAAUAUCCGCAGCAACAGCAGCAGCAUGGUAUGCUUCACCAACAACAGCCACACCAGCCACUGCCCCAGCAGCAACCACAACAACAAGUACAACAAGCGCAACAAAACACGGCAGAACAACCACGCGUCACCAAGGGAAAGUAUUCUUUGAACGACUUUGAUUUUAGGCGGACCCUGGGAACUGGCAGUUUCGGCCGAGUCCACCUGGUGCAGUCACGCCACAACCAACGGUUUUAUGCUGUCAAGGUGCUGAAGAAGCAGCAAGUGGUCAAGAUGAAGCAAAUCGAGCACACCAAUGACGAAAGAAAAAUGCUGGCCGAGGUCAAGCACCCGUUCUUGAUCACGCUUUGGGGUACUUUUCAAGAUUCAAAGAAUCUGUACAUGGUGAUGGACUUUGUGGAAGGAGGAGAGUUAUUUUCUCUGCUGAGAAAAUCAGGGGUAAGUUUUUGA